Aspergillus luchuensis is the source of this 1611-nucleotide messenger RNA. RefSeq lists its product as uncharacterized. NCBI's taxonomy places the organism in Eukaryota, Fungi, Ascomycota, Eurotiomycetes, Eurotiales, Aspergillaceae. Gene Ontology annotation, molecular function: ATP hydrolysis activity; ATP binding; ABC-type transporter activity. The transcript has a single exon. The record is from RefSeq and is a predicted model, not a curated record. Gene Ontology annotation, cellular component: membrane. The coding region runs from base 1 to 1611 and encodes 536 amino acids.
AUGCUGAAUGGGUCUCCAAUAAAUAGUCAGGAACUCCGUGGUUUAGUAUCAUAUGUCCCGCAGGAUGACUAUAAUCUUCUAUCUAAUCUCACCGUGCGAGAAACAUUGUACUUUGCCACUGAACUGAGAUGUUCUCGGUCCGUCCCCUCAAAUGAGCGGAAAGGGCGGGUGGAGGACACGAUUAGGCGAUUUGGGUUGGAAUCCUGCGCAAAUACCAUUGUUGGAUCGGCCUUCAACAAAGGAAUAAGUGGUGGCGAGAAGCGACGCCUGUCAAUCGCCUGCGAAACUGUAGCGGAACCUAAAGUGCUGGUUCUUGACGAGCCAACCUCUGGUCUGGAUUCACGCACUGCUCUGUCUGUCCUUGAGGUGCUCCAUCAACUAUCAUCCGACGGAUGUACCGUCAUCCUCUCGAUUCACCAACCAUCCUCCACAAUGUGGGCAAUGCUUUCGACCUGUCUUCUUCUCAGCCCGGACGGCCGUCCUCUGUACGCGGCGGAGGCAGACCAGAUGCUUUCCUACUUUGACCGUCUCGAACACACUUGUCCACAUACCGCGAGCCCACCUGACUUCUUCAUGGAUAUAGCAGCUGGUUCUUCUGCCCAAGAGAUAGAACGCCUAGUGGAUAAGUGGACGCAGUCGCAAUUCUCAGCUGUAAUAACAGCUUCGGAUACUCCUACCCCCUCUCAUUCUGACCUCUCUAGACCCCAGUCCAAAUGCUGCCGCUUCAUCCCGACCACGCGGGUUCUCCUCCACCGAGCCUACCUCAGCAUGCUCCGCAACCCUCUAUCCAUAUUCGUGCGACUUGUCCAAUGCCCUGGAAUGGGCCUUAUCUGGAUCAUAUUCGUGGCCCCCUUGCACAAGGACUACAAUUCGAUCCAGACACGCAUGGGUCUCAUGAUACAGUACGGCCCGGUAGCCUUCAUCGGCAUGCUUCAAAAUAUCGCGACUUUUCCAGCUGAACGAGAUCUCUUCGAGCAUGAAUCCUCCAUGAACUUGUAUGGAGCUACAGCCUUUCUUGCCCAAUACACGGCGAUUGAGCUCCCAUUUGAAAUAAUUGCAGCCGGGAUAUUCAGCCUUCUCUUCGCCUACGCGGCGCAGCUGGGGCCCACGGCGACGAAAUUCGGCGUCUGCUUCUUGAGUGCAGUAUGUGCGCUUAACACGGGCGAAUCUUUGAGUAUGCUUGCGUGCCUCGCUUUUGGGCGGAAUCUUAGUCUCGCUGUAAACUGCACAUCGGCGUUGUUGUCUAUAUUUACGAUGCUUGGAGGUACCAUGAGUCUGAAUCCGCCGCGCGUUUUGCAGUGGGUUAAUCAUAUUUCACCUAUCAAGUAUGCUAUUGAUAAUUUGGCGUACUACUGUUUGAGUGGUUUGGAGCUGCAGUGCACGGAUAGCCAGCGUCGCGCGGAUGGAUCAUGUCCUCUUCAAACGGGGGAACAGGCUUUGGAACUUUAUGGGUUGAAUACAGACCGUCCGGAUAUAGGACUGGUUGCGGGGGUGGUGCUGAUGGUGGGAUAUCGGCUGUUGGUGUGGGCUGUGUUGAUGCUGCAGGUUAGGUGUCGGAAUGGGUUCGGUUUUCGGAGGUCGGUAAAUAUCAGGGAGAGGCGUGAGAGCUAG